AUGUCAGAGUCGCUUUUUGUGGACGAGACUCCACCAGGAUCUCCGUACAAUCCUGAUGAUAUCGGUGCAGCACCCAGUCAAGAGGAGCUGAUGAAGAACGUGCAAUCGAGCUACGAUGCGGUGCGAGAAGCUGCACGGGCAAGAGACGAGAUGUUAGUGCCAAAGCUAGAAUCGCUGCCGUUUGUGGCAGAAAUCGUCCGCGAACUUUUGUCCGAAGACCACUUGGCCGUAAUGGCAAGGGGAUUGGGGCUGCACGAGGUGGCUGCCACCUUGAUUAUGAUCACAGAUGUAGCCGGAACGCAAAGGACGAAAACUUCAGAGAUUCCAUUUGAUAAAGAAAACCUCGUUUUGGUGAUUGGGGCUACGCAGCGGGACAUUGAGCUCAUCCAAUCCGAACUAGAUCGUCUAUCAAACGUCGAUCUCUCCACCAGAGGAUUGGUCUCUUUGACCGCGGAAACUUCUGCCCCAAAGCGCACUUUACUGUACAAUAGUGGUGGUGUUUUUUCCGUAACAACUCGAAUUCUGGUGGUUGAUAUGCUAACUGGUGCAAUUCCGACCGACAUGAUUACUGGUGUAAUUGUUCUCAACGCCGAGAGGGUCGACGAUACAAGCAACGAAGCUUUUAUUUUGCGGCUUCUAAGAUCAAAAAAUCCGCAUGCUUUCAUCAAAGCUUUAUCUGAUUGUCCGGAUCGUAUCUCGCCAGGUUUAAAUGGUUUAUCAAUGAGACUGCGUAGUCUUGGGGUUCCCAAAAUAGCAUUGUGGCCCAGAUUCCAUUUACAGGUUAGCGAGUGUCUGGGCAAUCGUCAGAUAAACGAAUGCAUCGUUGAAUUAUCUGAAUCAAUGAAGCUAAUGCAAGCUCAAGUCACCGAAUUACUUCAAGCCUGUAUCUCUGAUAUCAAACGUCGUGUACCUACCGUUGAUACUGAGUCGUGGACUGUGGAUGCUGCAAUGAAAACUGAUUUGGCAAGGACCGUUCGUGUUACAUUGUACUCUCAAUGGCACCGCAUCUCCCAAGAUGGCCAACGAAGUGUUGACGAUUUAGCCACUUUGCAAGAUCUGCUCUCUGCUAUCACACAUUAUCAUCCGGUCGAACUACUGCGGUUCCUUCAAACAUAUUGGUAUACUCGCUCAUUGGAUGUCCGAAAUAUCUCACCCUGGCUGCUAUCUCCACAGGCAGAGGCUCUUCGAGAGCUGGCCAUAGAAAGGGUGCAAAUAAGAGAGGUUCUUCCCAAAUUAGAGUACCUUAUGACGACCCUACAGGAGUUAGAGGGCCAACCUCGAGUUUUGAUUGUGGUAAGUGAUUUGGCUACUGUAAAUCUAGUCCAACGCUAUCUCGAAAACGGGUCGAACUACUUGGCUCAGCUCGAACAAGAGUACAACGCCUGGAAAGUUAGGGCAGAGAAGACUGAACCUCGCGAGGAGACUCCAGAACCUGUUGAUGAGCGCAGAGGCAAACGACGGAGAGUUAGAGGCACCAGCCGGUUUACAGAAGGCCGCGCAGCUUCCACUCCCGAAGCAAAAGAAGGGUCACCAGUCGAAGUCACAAGUAUUCAGGAAGUCAAAACUGAGCUGGAGUUUCACCCAGUAGUUGUCACACACUCUAAUGUUGACACUCUUCAUGCCAUUCAUCCAGAUGUCAUCGUCGUGUACGAUCUUGACAUGGUAUUUACUAGGGCCAUCGAGAUGUACCGCGCUAGUACCAAACGGGAUCCCAGCAUUUACUUUAUGUAUUAUCGUAAUUCCAUUGAGGAAAUGCGGUAUUUGACAGCACUGCGGCGAGAAAAAGAUGCAUUCACAAAUCUCAUUCGAGAAAAGGGAACAAUGCCCAUGGUCAUUAUCGAUCCUAGCGAAGCACAGAUUGGGAAUGAUGGGCCCAGAGUUAUCUCCACCCGUAUCGGUGGACGGGUCCAAAGUCGUGUGGUUAUGGAAAAACCGCGAGUCAUUGUUGACGCUCGAGAAUUCAGAUCAUCGCUCCCAUUCCUGGUAUGGCAAGCGCGUAUCGAUGUUUUGCCCUUGACUCUUUUGGUAGGAGACUAUAUCGUUACUCCUGAAAUAUGUGUGGAGCGGAAAACGGUCACUGAUCUGAUUAGCUCCUUUCAAGACGGUCGUCUUUAUGCCCAAUGUGAGUCAAUGUUUAGACAUUAUAAAACGCCAGUGUUACUGAUUGAGUUUGGCAGCGAUCGAUCGUUCUCUUUGGAGCCCUUCAAAGAGAUUCGAACGGCUUCUCUUGAACGGCAGUCGAGCAUACAUGGCAAUCUGGCUUUGUUACUGUUGAAGUUUCCAAAACUCAAACUUAUUUGGAGCGCAUCCCCCAGACACACGGCAGAGAUCUUCAUGUCCCUCAAAGCAUCAGCCGACGAACCUGACCCGGUUCAGUGUGUGCAGGCUGGACAAGAAGUUGUAAUGAAUGAGGCUGCUCAGGACAUGCUCCAGGCCAUCCCGGGAGUCACCCAACAAAACUCAAGGCUGAUUAUGGCCAAAGUCAACUCGCUGGUCGAGUUGGUCGAGAUGGAUGUCGAUGAUCUGGCUCCUAUCGUAGGCAGAGAAGUCGCUGUCAAAAUGGUACGCUUCAUGAGAGAAGGUGAGUAA
This is a messenger RNA of Wickerhamiella sorbophila, 2589 nucleotides long. Its product is annotated as DNA repair protein rad16. The transcript has a single exon. The record is from RefSeq and is a predicted model, not a curated record. Gene Ontology annotation, biological process: double-strand break repair via single-strand annealing, removal of nonhomologous ends; double-strand break repair via homologous recombination; nucleotide-excision repair involved in interstrand cross-link repair. Gene Ontology annotation, molecular function: single-stranded DNA endonuclease activity; damaged DNA binding; single-stranded DNA binding. The coding region runs from base 1 to 2589 and encodes 862 amino acids. Gene Ontology annotation, cellular component: nucleotide-excision repair factor 1 complex. Lineage: Eukaryota; Fungi; Ascomycota; Dipodascomycetes; Dipodascales; Trichomonascaceae.